ACAUUACACCAUAGACAUAUGAGUGAUUAUUUACUACUUGUUUUUGUUGAUACCGGAUGAUAAUUUAAAACUUAAAAGUUAACCAUUCGUUUUCUUACGGCAGUCUUUAACUUACUAAUAUGGACAAAAAUAAAAAUUCGUCUUCUAGUUCUGCAUCAAAAGACGAUAUGGUGUCAAAAGACGAAAAGGCAUCAAGAACAGAAAAAAAAGAGCCAUUGUCGCUUGAAGAACUAUUAGCCAAAAAGAAAGCAGAAGAACUAGCUAGAAGCAAACCUGUGUUUUUAACCAAAGAACAACGAGCUGCUGAAGCUUUACGAAAAAGACAAGAGGAGGUUGAGUUAGUUAGAAAGAAACAAGAUGAAGAGCGUAAGAAACGUUCAGAAUUUUUACAUCAAGCAGAUGGUCAUAGCCAUAGAGAUGAACGUGAUCGGGAAAGAGACCACCAUAGGGACAGAGACCGUGACCGAGAACGUGAUAGGGAUAGAGAACAUGAUCGUAGAGAAAGAGAACGAAAAAGAGAGAAAAAAGAUGAACCUGAAGAUAAAGAAGUCACAAAAGAUAAAGAGAAAGAGCAGGAAGCUAUAAAAGAACGUUAUUUAGGAUUAACUAAAAAAAAACGUCGUGUAAGACGUUUAAAUGAUAGAAAAUUUGUAUUUGAUUGGGAUGCUUCCGAAGAUACUUCUAUAGACUACAACGCUUUGUACAAAGAGCGUCAUCAAGUACAGUUCUUUGGCCGUGGUAAUAUUGCAGGCAUUGAUAUAAAAGCACAAAAAAAAGAUCAAUCUAAAUUUUAUGGAGAGCUAAUGGAAAAACGAAGAACUGAAGCUGAAAAGGAGCAAGAGAAAGUCAGAUUGAAAAAAGUUAAAAGAAAAGAAGAUAAGCAAAAAUGGGAUGACAGACAUUGGUCGGAGAAAGAAGUAGACGAAAUGACUGAAAGAGAUUGGAGGAUAUUUAGAGAAGAUUAUAACAUAACUAUUAAGGGUGGUAAAAUACCUGAACCGAUACGUAAGUGGAAAGAAUCAUCAAUCAAAAGUGAAAUUAUGGAAAUCAUUGAUAAAGUUGGUUACAAGGAGCCAACACCAAUUCAACGGCAAGCUAUUCCAAUUGGUUUCCAAAAUCGUGAUAUUAUUGGCGUUGCUGAAACUGGUUCUGGUAAAACUUUAGCCUAUCUUAUACCACUCAUAGAAUGGAUCCAGUCUUUACCAAAAAUGGAACGAGAGGAAGACGUUGAUCAAGGGCCAUAUUCAAUUAUAUUAGCUCCGACCCGCGAGUUAGCUCAACAAAUCGAAGAAGAAACUUUGAAAUUUGGUCAACCACUAGGAAUUAGAACAGUUGUCGUUGUAGGAGGUCUGUCCAGAGAAGAACAAGGUUUUAGGCUACGAUUAGGAUGUGAAAUUGUAAUUGCUACACCAGGACGUUUGAUAGAUGUUUUGGAAAACAGGUAUCUGGUUCUGAACCAAUGUACUUAUAUUGUAUUAGAUGAAGCAGAUCGUAUGAUUGACAUGGGUUUUGAGCCUGAUGUACAAAAAAUUUUAGAAUACAUGCCGGUUACUAAUUUAAAACCAGAUAAUGAAGAUGCUGAAGAUGAAUCAAAACUUCUAGCUAAUUAUUACUCAAAAAAAAAAUAUAGACAAACUGUGAUGUUUACGGCUACUAUGCCUCCUGCUGUGGAGCGUUUAGCUAGAACUUAUUUACGACGUCCUGCUGUUGUGUACAUUGGUUCAAUUGGUAAACCUGUAGAACGUACAGAACAAAUAGUACACAUGAUGAGUGAAAAUGAUAAGCGUAAAAGAUUGGUAGAAAUUCUUAGUCGUAAAGUUGAACCUCCAAUCAUUAUAUUUGUUAACCAGAAAAAAGGUGCAGAUGUGUUGGCUAAGGGUUUGGAAAAACUUGGAUACAAUGCUUGUACGCUUCAUGGUGGUAAAGGACAAGAACAGCGUGAGUUUGCUUUGGCAAGUCUUAAAGGUGGACAAAAAGAUAUACUGGUAGCAACUGAUGUAGUCGGUCGUGGUAUCGAUAUCAAAGAUGUAUCAAUGGUUAUUAACUAUGACAUGGCAAAAUCUAUUGAAGAUUAUACCCAUCGUAUUGGGCGUACUGGACGUGCUGGAAAAACUGGAGUCGCAAUAUCAUUCCUUACUAAGGAUGACUCUCCCUUGUUCUAUGAUCUCAAACAAGUCAUACAAGCAAGUCCUGUGUCGACUUGUCCUCCUGAAUUAGCCAAUCAUCCAGAAGCACAACACAAACCAGGUACAGUGAUGAUGCCAAAAAAGAGACGAGAAGAAAAAAUAUUUGCUUAACUUCUUUCUAUUUAUUUAAUAAUAAAAUACAUUAUAAUUGUUUUUA
Messenger RNA from Adelges cooleyi (spruce gall adelgid), 2343 nucleotides. RefSeq names its product probable ATP-dependent RNA helicase DDX23. The record is from RefSeq and is a predicted model, not a curated record. NCBI's taxonomy places the organism in Eukaryota, Metazoa, Arthropoda, Insecta, Hemiptera, Adelgidae. Gene Ontology annotation, molecular function: RNA binding; ATP binding; RNA helicase activity. Gene Ontology annotation, biological process: mRNA splicing, via spliceosome. The coding region runs from base 120 to 2297 and encodes 725 amino acids. Gene Ontology annotation, cellular component: catalytic step 2 spliceosome. The transcript is spliced from 10 exons.